AUAUUGGUUGAUGAUUAUUGACGAGAGUUAAAAUUGGUGAUGGACGAGUUGGAGUUAGAGGGAAAAAUAUGUUGUAUUAUUUUGCCAAGAAUUAGAUGGCUAAUGAAGCUGACUGUAUGUCUCUCUAUUAUUAUAAUAUGUGUGCUAGAAACGUGAAUUGUUAAGUGGUGGUUUUUGAUAUUAAAAGAGAGUAUUUGGAACACAGAAAGAAUGUGUUUGUAGUGGAGGUUGUUUAAGGAUAAGUUAUGGUAUAGGUUGCUAUUUGAUGAAGCGGUCUAGAAUUCAUUGUGAGUAAUGGUUGUGUUUGGAUGUGUGAUUAUCAUACGAUCUAGAUUGCAGUUCACUCCCUUUAGAAUAAUGUGUUAUCUUUGAGGGACAUUAUGUCAAGUAUAUAUGGUAGGAACUUUGUUAGCGAGUUGAUGGAAUUGUGUUUUUUGCUAAGAAUGAGAUGGUUAAUGAAGUUGAGUGUAUGUCUCUCUAUUAUCAUGAUUGGUGUGCUAAAAACGUGAAUUGUUAAGUAGUGGUCUUUGAUAUUAAAAGAGAGUUUGUGGAACACAAACAGAAUGUGUUCGUAGUGGAGGUGUUAUUGGAGGUUGUUUAAGGAUAAAUUAUGGUAUAGGUUGCUAUUUGGUGAAACGUUAUGGGAUUCAUUGUAAGUAAUGGUUGUGUAUGAAUGUGUGAGUAUCAUACGAUCUAGAUUGUAGUUCACAUACUUUGGAUAAUGUUUUUUUUAUCUUUGAGGGACAUUAUGGCAAGUAUUUAUGGUAGGAAUUUUGGCCCCUCAUGUUGUUUGAUGGUAGUUUAUGUAGUACAAUGUCAGAUUAUCUUAUCUUGAGGUUGUUGGAGUUUUGGAUGAUGUUUAACUUUGCGAGAGUUGAAAUUGGGGAUGGACAAGCUCUGAGUUGUGAUGAUAACAUAUGAUAACAUGUUCUAGGUGGUUAGAGAGUAUUUUGGGACAUUAAUGAUUCAAGAAUGAAUGAUAUAUUAAGGUGUAUUGUAUGGUCAUUGUGGAUUAUAGAUAUUGCGUUUUAUUUUUAUGAUUUUGUGGACCUUUUGCAAGUAGGGAAUGCUAAGACAUUUCAUUUGGAAAUAUGUUUUUUUGACCUUGAGAUUUCGAAGUAUCCUAUCUUUUAGCUUUUCAUAGAAUUGCAUUGUGGAAAGUGAGUUGUGAUUUUGGAUCUGAAUUGUCUAAAUUGUAAAUUCUAUGAUCAAUGUUGUGUUGAUGGAUUCUUUAAUUUCUUUUAAUGUCGAACAUGAUGCACUAUGGGUGUGAUUUGGUUUUCGUUGAUCGUAAUAAUGGCCAAUCUUGUGAGCGGACUAAGUAAUGCUUGAAUAAUCUCUUUGAGAGACCUGUUUAUAUGAUUUCCUUCUUUAAUACUCGGAUCUUGGAAAAGUAAUCAGUUCAUAUAGAUGAUUUCAUGAUAAUAUCAUCAAGGUUUUUUAUGGUGAAGUGUUUUGUAAUAGACUAGCCUAGGGAGAGGGGCACUUUUGGCAUUAUAAUAAUUAGUUAGAUUUUAGUAGUAGCUUGAAGAAUAAGCUAGGGAGUUAGGGAGUAAAUAUCUCUAUAAAUAGAAUGGAAUAGGGAGAGAGAAAGGAUGUUGAAUAUUGAGUAUAUUUUGGGUGAACUUUUAAGAGUUCAAUGGGAGAGAACAAGCCUCUCGAAAGCUUGUAAUUAUCAACUUGUUUUACUGUUUUUCAAGAGAACGAUCAAUCAAGUCCAUUUUACUUCUUAAUCUUCUUCUCUAAUCUGUCCUAGUGAUGUCAGUUCAUCACAAAUGGUAUCAGAGCAGUUCGUUCCAGGAGAUUAAGUGCUGAUUUUCGGUUUCAAAAAAAAAAAAAAAAAAAGAAAAAAAGAGAAAUCUGCAAUGGAGUUUGCUUCGCAGGAGACAAAGAAAUUCGCUGCAGAUUUGAAUGAGAUAAUCAGGAAAGGUUUUGAAAAAUUUCAACAAGACCUAACAAACGACCUCAAGAAAAUAAUUAGUGACGCUGUUACUCCACUCAAAAGGGAGUUGAAUCUUAUUCGAAAAGAGAUGGAGGAUGAAGAUACCCACAAAGAUUCAGAGGUGGAAGAGAACGAGGUGGUGAAAACAACCGAGCAAACAACCACCAAUGACUUUCAACAAUCAGGUGAAGAAGAAAUAGAAGCGGGAUCGGAGAAGGGUGCAUCAUGUGGUGGUCUAGAUGAUCGCUUAGGAGGACAAACCGGUGGAUGUCGAAACAUCAUCGCCCACAACCACAAUGGUGGAGAAGUUUUCGGAAAAGAGGGUGGAAGAAGAGAAUCUGGUGGAAGGCCCGGUGACUUCGCCGGAGGAUUUACCGGGGGAGGUAAUGGAGACUAUGUUGGUGGGUUGAAUGUUUGUGCGGGUGGUCUGAUUUUUGUUUGGGUUAAGAGAAGAAGAGGAGGAAGAGACGACAAAGACGGAUCUGUGGGAUGCGGGUCUGGUGGUGGCCCAGGCGGUGGACCUGGUGGUUCCUUGAGAAAUGGAAGCUACAGUGGUGGUGUAUUGGGUGGACGAGGAAAGUUCGUCCAAGAUAAUUCCAUCGCUAGUGUUUUGAGUGGUGGUUCGGUUGACCGUAGUGGUCGUGCCGGAGAUUUUGAUGGUGGUAAUCCACGGUGGAAAUUAUUAGGGAGCUUGCAUCAGAACUUUCGAGAGAGAGGGGAAGAAGUGUAUAGAAGAAGCUCCCUUGAAUCAGUAAUUGCCUUGGAGGAGAAGACUAUUCUAGAAGAUCUUCCUAGUAAGGGCAAUCUUGUAAAAGAAUUGAAGGAUGACAUCAUAAUUGAGGGUAAGGGUUGUGGUAACCACCCUCUGCAAGAGAGUAAUAUGUCACGUGGGAACAAGGAGAAACCAAAAAGGGACUCAAUUAAUAUGAGUGAGGUAAGUCCCACUUUUAACUUACCUACCCUUAUUGAAUCACCUGGGCAUUCUAGUUGUGAUUUGAAUGAGACUGGGCCAAUCUUUGGGCUUUGUGACUUUUUGCAACCCCAACUUUUAAAGCCUGAUUAUACAACCCAAUCUACAGCACCUAGCAGCCUCAUCCAUUCCCUUCCAAACCAACCCAACUCAGUUAGUAAUUACCCAGCUCAACCUUUAAAACAUAUCCUUCCUUAUUCUCCCACCCCACAUUUUGAUGGCUUACUUGAGAGAAACAAGCCAGGGCCCAAAUUUGAUCAUCCCUUUUCCAACCCCCCAUUCCUAUGUCCCAAUUGUUCUACCCACCUAUCCAGCCAACAAACUCAACUUGUAAACCAAGAAAUCCAAUCUGGUUUUCCCCACACAAGACUCAAUUAUCCAGCCCAGCUUACUAAACCAAAAAAUCCUACAAUCCAACCACUCACUUCAUGGUUCGUUCAGUCUGCCAAAUCCUCUACUACUCCCAUCAAAGCUACUGAAUUUUUCUGCCAUCCCAAUUCAAAUUCUACCCACUUCAGUCAUAACCAGACAUCUUCCCUGGAUAAGCUGCUGAGCUUUUCUGCCAUGGGCAAGCUAAGUAUGCAACUGAAAUCAACGCUGGGCAGAAAGGAGAUGAAACAACACUGUAAACAGUUCUCCUCAGAAGGCAGUAACCACUAUUUUCGAGGUCGGACCUGUAGUGCAAAUUACUAUCCACCUUGAGGACAAGGUGAAUGUUGGGCGGCCGGUAUUGUAAUAGACUAGCCUAGGGAGAGGGGCACUUUUGGCAUUAUAAUAAUUAGUUAGAUUUUAGUAGUAGCUUGAAGAAUAAGCUAGGGAGUUAGGGAGUAAAUAUCUCUAUAAAUAGAAUGGAAUAGGGAGAGAGAAAGGAUGUUGAAUAUUGAGUAUAUUUUGGGUGAACUUUUAAGAGUUCAAUGGGAGAGAACAAGCCUCUCGAAAGCUUGUAAUUAUCAACUUGUUUUACUGUUUUUCAAGAGAACGAUCAAUCAAGUCCAUUUUACUUCUUAAUCUUCUUCUCUAAUCUGUCCUAGUGAUGUCAGUUCAUCACAUGUUUUUCCCAAGUUUGGCAUGUCCAUGGGAAUUUGUAUGUGUGUGUGUUAGUGAUAAAUUUGUAUAUAAAUUUGUGUAUUUUUUUUAGAAUAGUUGGAUAAUGAAGGGAGUGUAUAGCUCUCUAUUAUCAUGAUUUGUGUGUUAGAUUGUGGAAUGUUAAGAGUUGGUCUUUAUAACAAAUUUGUAACAUUGUAUUUGAAGAGGAAGUUUGUGGAAAACAAAAGGUAUGUGCUCUUAGUGGAGCUAUUAUCUCAAGGGAUAAAUUAUUAUGAAGGAAGCUAUUUGGUUAAACGAUGUACGCUUGGUAGUAUAUGAAAGGUACUCUAUGAUUGUUGUAAGAUCUAGAUCGUGGUUCACAUACUCUGGAAUAAUGAGUUAUCGUUGAGGGAUUUUGUGGGAAUGUUAAUGGUAACAACUUUGGCUCCUCAUGUGUUUGAUGGUAGUUUAUGUAGUAUGUUUUGGGAUAUCUUGAGUUUGUUGGAUGUUGGGUGUCCUGAUUAACUUGGCGAGACUUAAAGUUGUUGAUGGACGGGCCGGACUUGAGAUAUUUGUUUUGAUUAUGGAGUGUUCCGAGACAUUAAUGAUUCAAGCAUAAAUGAUAUAUGAUGGCCAUUGUGGUUAUUGAUAUUGUGCGUAGCUCUCUAUUUUUAUGAUUGGAUUGGCCUUUUGCAAUUGGGCAAUGGUGUGAUAAACUCCUAAGAAAAUAUGUUUGCUUCGAAGUACAAUAUCUUUUGGGUUUUGAUAGAAUCCUAUUGUGAAUAGUGAGUUGCGAUUUUGAAUUUGAAUUGUGACAUUAGUUGUGUUGAUGGAACGUAGGAUGUGAAGUGUGUAGUUUAAGGAACUUCGUAGAGUUAAUUAUUUAGAAGGCUAAAUGGAUUCUUUGUUGAAUAGUGGAUACACUUCCUUUAUUUUGUUUUAGUGUCAAUCAUGAUGUAUUAUGGGUCUAUUGUGCUCUUCGUUGAUCUUGAAAAUGGACUAUUCUAUGUUGUGGAAUGUUGGGAUAAUGUCUCUGAGACACUUGUUCUUUAACAUUAGGAUUUUGGAAAACUAAGUAGCUCAUAUAGAUGGUAUCAUGAGGGCAUUUUCUGCCGGGGUUGCUCUUUUCCAGUUUGGCUUGUUGAGGUCCUUGGGAAUGUUUACAUCUGUUAGUGAGUUGAUGGAAUUGUAUAUUUUUCUGAGAAUUUUCAUCAAAUAUUCGACUCUUUCACGGAUUCUCGGGUUCAGAUACCCACUUAUUCGCUGUUUGUUUACUGGCUUCAUAUAAUUCCGAAAACACUAGUUUUCUCGAAGCCUCUUGUUCAUAUCUCUCAUCGGAAGGUGCUAGUCGAUAAUGUCUAUCUAGCAGACUCCCCGCUAAAUCAGAUGGCUAAUGAAGCGGGUGGGUUUCUCUAUUAUUAUGAUCUGUAUAUUAGAGACGUGGAUUGUUAACUGGUGGUCUUUGAUAUGAAUAGAGAAUGUUCUUGGAAAUCAAUUAAUGGAGCUGUUAUCUCUAGGUUGUUUAAGGAUAAAUGAUUGUGAAGGAAGAUAUUUGGUGAAAUGUUCUUUGCUUCAUUUUCAGUAAUGGUUGUGUUUAAAAGGCCCUCUAUGAUUAUUAUAAGAUCUAGAUUGUGGCUCCUCAAGUUAUUUAAUGGUAGUUUAUGUAGUAUAAUGCUGGGUUAUCUUGGGGUUGUUAAGAUGAUGACUAUGUUGACGAGGGUCAAAGUUGCCGACGGACGAGCUCGAGUUGUGAUGAUGAUGAUGAUAUAUAUUUAUAUAUAUAACAUGGUCUAGGUGGUUGUGGAGCAUUUUGGGACAUUAAUGAUUCAAGCGUAAAUGGUGUAUGGUUAUUGUGGGUUAUCGAUAUUGUGCGUAUGCUCUCUAUUUUCAUGAAUGAAUGGACUUUUUGCAUUUGGGAAAUGUUGAGAUAAACUCUUUGGUAACUAUAUCUAUCUUUUGGCUUUGUGUGGAAUUCUAUUGUGAGUUGUGUUUUGUGUCAGAAUUGUCGGAAUUGUGAAUUCAAUGAUAAAUGAAUUUAGUUGUACUCACGAAGCAUAGGAUAUGAAGUGUUGAGUUAUUGAAAAGCUUCGCAGAGCUAGUGGUUAGGAAGGCUAAAUGGAUAUUUUGUGGAACACUGGAUAUAUAUAGUUUAUUUAUUUUGUCUUAAUGUCAAACAUGAUGUAUUAUGGGUUAGUUCUGGUCCUUUUGGACAAUCUUCUGGCAGACUUGAGGAAUGUUGGGAUAAUCUCUCUGGAGAGACCUCUUUAAAUGAUUUUAUUUUUGAACAUUAGGAUCUUGGAAAACUAAGCAGUUCAUAUAGAUGGUAUCAGGCAUGUUGUGGGUGUAUGUCAAUCUAUCACCGUGAUCCGUGUGCUGGUAGAAUAUGGAAUAUCAUGAGUUGGUUUUUGAUGUUAAAAGAGAGUUUUUGAAAAAAAAAAAGAAAUAUGUUAUAAAAUUUUAAUGGAGUUGUUAUCUCGAGGUUGUUCGAGGAUAAAAUAAUGUAACGGAAGCUAUUUGGUGAACCGGGCUUGGAUUUAUUGUAAGUAAUGGUUUUGUUUGAUAAAUCUUGCAAAUAUUUAUGGUGGGGACUUCGGCUCCUCAUGUGGUUCGAGUAGUUUAUGUGGUAAAGUGUCGUAUUAUCUUGAGGUUGUUGGAUGCUGGAUGAUGAUUAAGUGGGCAAGAGUUGAAGUUAGUGAUGGAUGAGUUGUAGUUCAGAUGAUAAUGUUUUAGGUAUCUAUGGAGCGUUACUUGAUAAUGAUAAUGAGUUGUAGUGAUGGACAUUAAUUGAUUCACGCAUAAAUGAUAUAUAAAUUCAUUGUGGGUUAUCCAUAUUGUGCGUAUGCUUUCUAUUUUUAUAAUUGAGGAAUUCUAAGAUAAACUCUUUGGGAAAUUUGUUUGUUUUGAUUUUGAGACUUGGAAAUAUAUCCAUCUUUUGGCUUUUAUGAUUGAAUUUUGAUGGUGGUUCAUAUUUGCUUAUAGGAUUUUGUACAUGUAAGCUUGUUGGUAAGAAACGAGGACCGGUGAAAAAGUUUUUUUCUUUUUUAGCUGAAUAUGAUGAGUUUGAUGGGCUAUAUUUAGGGUAUGAUUGGAUUCAGGUGUAGUGAAUUGUGUUGUUAUAGAUCAUUUUGCAGAGUUAAUGAUUCUAAAGUUAUAUUGAAAUUUGGGAACUUUGGGUGUA
Messenger RNA from Beta vulgaris subsp. vulgaris (sugar beet), 7116 nucleotides. RefSeq lists its product as uncharacterized. The transcript is spliced from 2 exons. The record is from RefSeq and is a predicted model, not a curated record. Bases 1866 to 3614 code for a protein of 582 amino acids. Lineage: Eukaryota; Viridiplantae; Streptophyta; Magnoliopsida; Caryophyllales; Amaranthaceae.